AUGGCAUUAAUUGCAGUAAAGAUUGAAGAGAAUUCUCUACGUCGGUCUAUUAAAAUGGUUGAAAAUGAAGCCCCAGAACCAAGGCGUGUGAAAAGGCGUAGAAGAGAUCUUACAUUGGAUUGCAAAAGUCAACAGUUGCAGACAAGUCAGCAGACGGACCAAGCGUCACCAUCCACUGUGAAAAGAAGUUCUAAGUUUCGUGGUGUAAGCAAACAUCGAUGGACAGGCAGAUAUGAAGCACAUUUGUGGGAUAAACUUUCCUGGAACGUUACACAGAAAAAGAAAGGAAAACAAGGAGCUUAUGACGAGGAAGAAUCGGCAGCCAGAGCAUAUGAUCUAGCUGCCCUCAAGUACUGGGGAUCAUCAACUUUCACUAAUUUUCCAGUAUCUGAUUAUGAGAAAGAAAUUGAAAUAAUGCAGAAUGUAACAAAGGAAGAAUAUCUAGCCUCACUAAGGAGGAAGAGCAGUGGAUUUUCAAGAGGAGUUUCAAAAUAUCGUGGUGUGGCAAGGCACCACCACAACGGAAGAUGGGAAGCCCGAAUUGGAAGAGUUUUUGGAAACAAGUAUCUCUACCUUGGAACUUAUGGCACCCAAGAAGAGGCGGCUCGUGCUUAUGAUAUAGCAGCAAUUGAGUACAGAGGGGUGAACGCCGUGACCAAUUUCGAUUUGAGUACUUACAUCAGAUGGUUGAAACCAGGAACACAAACUCCAGCUGCCUUUCAAGAGCCAGAGACACAACCAGAGCUAACUGUUACACCUUUUAAUAACUUUGGUUAUAUAGAAGAAUCAGAGGCACCGUUCCUGGAUUAUAGUAACUCUACAAUUGAAAAGGCAAGCUUACCUCAGAAACAAGAAAUGUUUGAAACCAACUUUCCGUUUAGUCCAGGCAAAAAAUCAUCUCCAACAGCACUAGGACUGCUAUUUCAGUCAUCGAUCUUCAGAGAUCUCGUCCAGAAAAACCUAAAUGGCUGUGACGACGAAGAUGAUGAUGCAGAAGAGAAGAAAGAACCACAAAUGGUCAAUGAUGAAGAGUACACCGGAUUAUUUUAUGAGGCAGAUGCUACUUUCCCAUUUAUGAUCUCCCCAAAUUAUAAGCUCUGA
Molecule: messenger RNA, 1101 nt
Organism: Erigeron canadensis
Lineage: Eukaryota; Viridiplantae; Streptophyta; Magnoliopsida; Asterales; Asteraceae
Product: ethylene-responsive transcription factor WRI1-like
Exons: 5
Coding region: 1-1101 (366 amino acids)
Biological process (GO): regulation of DNA-templated transcription
Molecular function (GO): DNA-binding transcription factor activity; DNA binding
Source: RefSeq, a predicted model, not a curated record